AUGUCAGCGCCAACCCCUGCUCCCAAUGCACCGCCGAUUCCGAACUGGAAAGACAUGUCGCGCGAAGAGCAGAUCAGGAUGACCGAGCUUUGCAACGACUUUCAGUCUCGCAGAUCGAUGAGCACCACGACUACCAACCUUAGCGACGCGGGGACCUUGAAUUCAACCCCCAACGGCUUCAGCCAGGCCGCGAUCGACCGCAAGUUCCAGGAGACGAAACCCGAGUACGCCAAUUGGCUCCAAGAUCAACCACAAUACCAACAGCAACAAUCGCAGCAACAACAGCCACAGCAGCAGCAACAGCUUCCUUUCCAUUUCCCGCCGAGUUUGUCGCAACCGCAGCAGCAAAUGUCGGCCUUUAGCCAGCCCCAGCCCCAGCCUCAACCUCAGAUCCAGCCGCAGCCGCAGCAGCAACCGCAACCGCAGAGUCCGUUCUUGAAUCAGUCGAUCCCGUCGCAACCGUCGCAGCCGCAGCAGCCAAUGCAGAUCUCUUCCCAGUUGCAAAGCAUCCUGUCGCCUCGGCUGCAGCAGCAGCUUUUCGCGACCCCAUCUCAACAAGACCCCUUCCAGCCGGCGGUUUUGAUCCAGCCCAACCAGCAGCCCCAGGCCCAGACCCAGGUCCCGACGACCCCUAUAGUUCCCGGGCACUUCCCCUCGCCGGUCCAAGGCCGCGAGUCGCAGUCAGCAACGGUCCAGACCUCGCAACAUCCUCCGGCGAUGGCAUUCUCAGCGCCAGCGCCAGCGGCACAAAACUGGCUUCAAUUAAACACCCCCAAUAUCGCCUCCUUGAUGGCCAACUACAAGCCCGCCCCGACGCCGAACGCCGACCGAAGCCAGCUCCUGGCAGAGAACAACGCGAUGAUCGAGUCAGUCAGCAUGGCGUGGAAGCAGUUGGCGCACCAGAUGGGCAUAUUGGCGGAGGAGGAGGAGGAGGAGGAUGCGGCGAUGCUUGCGUCGCCCAACGCAGGCCGGGGUGCGGGCAAGAAGAAGAACAGGACGUCCAAGAAGGACAAGAGACUCGCCUCGGGGUUUAGUAGGACCUAG
Molecule: messenger RNA, 1044 nt
Organism: Colletotrichum chrysophilum
Lineage: Eukaryota; Fungi; Ascomycota; Sordariomycetes; Glomerellales; Glomerellaceae
Exons: 3
Coding region: 1-1044 (347 amino acids)
Source: RefSeq, a predicted model, not a curated record